AUGGAUUUUAUUCUGCCACACGCAACCACUGUCCAAGAUAUCCAGUGGGAGAAAGUUCUGCCUCCUCUCAUCCCACGACUGAAUGGAAUCUAUGGACAAUACAACUGGUCACCAAAACUGCUCAUGGCCGAGACGGAAAACGGCAGCUGUACGGAGGUGAACUGCGAUGACUCCGGCUUCACGAUUCAGGUGGAUGUGAAGCAUUUUCGACCAGAGGACCUCCUGGUGAAGGUCAUCGGGGAAUUUGUGGAAGUGCAAGGAAAGCACGAGGAAAAAAAGACGGACGGCAGUGGACUGACCACGCGGCAGUUCAACCGCAGAUUCAGAGUUCCAAAAGAAGUGGACGUCAUGGCUUUAGAAUCAGCCGUUUCUCCCAGUGGGAUUCUCAUCAUCUCUGCCCCCAUCCUACAGCCUGACAAAAGCCACACUUUGGCCUAG
Knipowitschia caucasica is the source of this 438-nucleotide messenger RNA. The record is from the annotation of a GenBank genome assembly. Lineage: Eukaryota; Metazoa; Chordata; Actinopteri; Gobiiformes; Gobiidae.